Messenger RNA from Dictyostelium purpureum, 780 nucleotides. RefSeq lists its product as uncharacterized. Bases 1 to 780 code for a protein of 259 amino acids. Gene Ontology annotation, cellular component: nuclear membrane. The record is from RefSeq and is a predicted model, not a curated record. The transcript has 3 exons. NCBI's taxonomy places the organism in Eukaryota, Evosea, Eumycetozoa, Dictyosteliales, Dictyosteliaceae.
AUGAAAACUUUUAACAGAAAUAAUAAUAAUGAUACAUAUAUAGCAAAAAAUACUAAUAAUAAUAAUGUAACAAUUUUUAAUAAACUCUUUUCAUUUAUAUUUAAGCUAUUGAAAAUAAUAAUAUCCCUCUUAUCUGCAUUAAUAACAUCACUUUCAGUUGUUCAUUUGGUCAAAUUGAUUACAAUAAAUAAUGUUUUUAAAAAUAAUAGUUUAAAUAUACACACUGGUGUACCAACCACCAAAAUGUUUGAAGAUUUAGCCAUAAAUAGUAUUUUAGUUUCAAUAUUUAUUUUGCAACACAGUUUAAUGGCAUGCAAAUUCUAUAAAUCAUUUAUUAGAUCUUCAAGUUUUGCUCCAUUAGAGAGAUCAAUAUAUAAUUUAAUUACCUCUAUAGUUAUCGAGGCGAUGAUAGAGAAUUGGAGACAUAUAGAUUUUUUAAUUUGGAAUAUAUCAGAAUAUAAUUACAUUAUUUUACCAAUCAAAAAAUUUUUUAUUUUGGUUAUAAUUAUAGAAUUUUUUUUAUUUGAUGUUUUCGAACUUUUGGGUAUAGCACAGGUAUAUUGCGAUUGUUUUAAAAAUAAAGAGUACGAAUUAUCACCCCAAAGAAAUUUUGAUUUCUAUACAAUUUCAAGACACCCAAAUAUAGUAUCACUUUUAGUAUUGGUUUGGUUAUCAAGUUCAAAAAUGACAUUGGAUUUAUUUUCUUUGUGCUUACUUUUCAGUUUAUAUCUUUUUAGUGGUAACUCAUUAAGAAACAAAGACAGAAAAAAAAUCAAAUAA